Scomber japonicus (chub mackerel) is the source of this 4453-nucleotide messenger RNA. RefSeq names its product tripartite motif containing 8b (gene trim8b). NCBI's taxonomy places the organism in Eukaryota, Metazoa, Chordata, Actinopteri, Scombriformes, Scombridae. Bases 2494 to 4278 code for a protein of 594 amino acids. The record is from RefSeq and is a predicted model, not a curated record. The transcript is spliced from 5 exons.
UCUCAGCUCGCUGCAUUCCUCCUCUCUCUGCUCGAUAGGCACACAGAAAGAAAAGAGAGGGGGAGCAGAGAGACAAACACAGCUUAUUAUUUCACUACCGACGAGCUGGAUUUUUAAAAAUACAUCUUAAUAAACCUGAGUGGACUCACACGGGACACAUAUGUGACCAAAAACCGGGGCAAGGAAAGCAGAAAUAACCACGUCAAGACUGCACCUUUGGACCUAUACAAGCACGACAGGAGAGAGAAAAGAGAAAGAAAAAAAGGCUUGUUUUUCUUUUUUAUAAUGACUGGAGUUUCAGGCUCAGCUAUGGAGAAGCAGCUUUGGUGAAACAGCCUCUUCAUUUAUAUAUAUAUAUGUAUAGAUAAAUAAAUAUAUAUAUAUAUAUAUAUACAUGAAAGAGGAUUUGCAAGAUGGCUGAUGACAGCUACCCCUACUAACAAGGACAGAAAAAAAGCGACGUCCCCUUUAAGAUCAGGAGGGUUACAUAUUUUUUGCUAUUUUGUAUCAGUUUUGACACAUAAUUAUGAGACAAUUUGUGUUAAAAACCGUCGGUCCUCGUCUGGAAAAAAGCUUAAAAUCUUAAUCUGUUGUUACCUGUGUUGGUGGUAGAAAAUGGUGAGGUGACGUUAAUGGUGAAUUUCUUUUUUUUUUACUACACGGUUUUAAUCGAGAUAAGGAAGUAAAACAAAAAAAACAAAAAAAGAAGAUUAUAAAAUAUGUUGUUGGUUAAAGGCUGAGGCGAUUAAAAAAGGUGGACACCAAAGUGUGUGAGGGAGACAGAGACACAGAGAGAGAGAGAGAGACCGAGAGAGAGAGGAGGAAAAACGCUGAUUAAUAAUAGUAAUAAUAAUGUUUUAAAAGAGUGAGAAAGAAAGAAAGGGAGAAAGAGAGAGAGAGGGGGAUAUUUGAUAGAUGUGUUUGGCGACAGUAGCCAACAUUCCUGCGGAUCCUAAAACCCUUUGUUUUGUGCGCAGGAGCCGGACCCAGACUAUUAAAAACGAUUAACUAUGCAGUAAACAGCCCUCGAAAAUGAUGGCCCCGGCUCUGAUUUUCUAUUUAAUGAGAUUAUAAGGCCUUUUGUUGUCGACAGAAAACUGGCAGAGAGAGAAAGAGAAAGAGAGAGAGAGAGAGAGAGAGGAAAAAAGAAGAAGGAGCCGAGGCCUUGUGUACAGAUAUGCGAGCUGUGCCACAUAGCAGGCGUUUAUAUAUAUUCAUCCAAUAAGAGAAAAUGUCGCUUUUUUAUGUCCCCCCCUACCCCCUCCUCAAAAAAAAUAUGAAGGGCUUGAGAUUUGUACAUGUGUAAAAAAAAUCUGUGCUGUUUUUUUGUUUUGUUUUUGUUUUAAUGUUGUCGUCUUACAGCCAAACCCCGUCGCUGUUUAUGUGUGUAUAAUUGAAUUGCUGAGGGGGGUUUUUUUGGGGAUGGAGGCUCCCUCUGAUACUUAUUUAUGAUUCAGCGGACAAAAGCAUUGCGCUGCGUUGUGAUUAGUGAGGGAUUCAUGCGUCCUUGAGAGUCUGAUUCAACACAUUCAGGUUUAAAAAAAAAAAAAAAAGAAAGAAAAGCUCUCUGUGUGUGUGAGUGUGUGUGUUAGGCUUAUAUAUAUAUAUAUGUGUGAGUGUGUGUGUGUGUGUGUGUGUGUGACUAAGUAAUCAGGGUGUGGACCUUUCUCAUGCUUUUUUCAUGCGUUUGGUGGUCUUGAAUUGGUCCUCAGUCAAUCAUAACCCGGACUGUGAAGUCAAGGAAGCUCUGAAAGGUAAGGAAAGGGCCCAGGAGUAGACAGGAGAGAGAAGAGGAGGAGGAGGAAGAGGAGGAGGAGGGUGGUAUUGGUAGUGGUGGUUAAGGGGGGGUCAAGUGUCUUUUCUUUUCCUCAUGUGCUAUACACAGAUUGAUUCACCUCACCGAUCAUUGAAGUAAUAGUGCAAGAUAUUUAGUUCUCUGUGUGCCUUGUUUGCAUUUCAUGGUUUACCUGUAGCUGACAAGGCUUUUUAGCUUCCUGUAGGCCUGCGCACACACACGCAUAUAUACAUAAACACACACACUCACACAGAGGAGCUUUAAAGGCAGGCCUAGUGUGUGUGUGUUGGUGUGUGUGUUGGUUGGUGUGUGUGUGUGUGUGUGUGUGUGAGGGUGAUUUAGAGGAAAGGAAAGCACCGUUUACUGUAAUCUGUAUAACGUCAGCCCCUGCUGUGUGUGUUGAAAUCACCAAGGUGUUGUCAUCCUCGCCUGAAGCCUUCUCUGGUCAAUUUUUUCUGGAAUUUGCCUUCAUGCUGCAGCAAUAAGCAAUACUCGUCAUCUGUCAGGGAGUCUCGUCUGAUUUUUUUUGGAUUGAAAUACACACAGACUUAAUCUUUCAGGACGCCAUCGGGUUUGUUUUGUUUUUGUUUUUUUUUUGUUUUGCAAAUCUUUUUUUUCUCAAGACUCAUUUUGAGAGUGUCAGGUUUCCUGUGUGCUGAGGGACAGAGAGUCAGAGAAGUGGAGAACAGAGUUAGUGUAUGCCUGCCCGCACCAUGAUGGCCUCUGACAUGGCUGAGACGUGGAGGAACUGUUUUGAGGAGGAGCUCAUCUGCCCCAUUUGCCUGCACGUGUUCUCAGAUCCCAUCCAGCUGCCCUGCAAGCACAACUUCUGCCGGGGCUGCAUCAGCGAGGCCUGGGCCAAAGACUCCUCGCUGGCCCGCUGCCCUGAGUGCAAUCAUGCUUACACGCAGAAACCCAGCCUGGAGAAGAACCACAAACUGUCCAACAUAGUCGAGAAGUACAACGCCCUGAGCGUGGAGAAGGCCACCACGCCGGCAUUGCAGUGCAUCCUGUGUCGCCGAGGCCCACCGCUCCCCGCUGUGAAGGUCUGCCUGCGCUGCAACGCCCCGUGCUGCCAGUCCCAUGUCCAGACACACCUGCAGCAGCCCUGCUCAGCCCUUGGGCACCUGUUGGUAGAGGCGGAGGCGGUGAAGGCCUGGACCUGCCCGCAGCACGACGAGUACAGGCUGUACCACUGCGAGGCCGAGCAGACGGCGGUGUGUCAGUACUGCUGCUUCGCCCGCUGCCACCCGAGCCACGGACACGCCGUCACUGACGUGGAGCUGAGACGCAACGACAUAAGGCAAAGCCUGUUGAGACAGCAGGAGCGCGUAGAGGAACGAGUGCAGGAGAUCGAGGAACAGCUUUGCAAACUCGACUCUGACAAGUGUGUGGUGGAGGACAGGGUGUGCGAGCUGAAGGAGGAGGUGCGCCUGCAGUACCAGCGGAUGCAUCAGCUCUUGGAGGAAGAUCUCGGUCGGACACUGGAGGCUCUGGAGCGGGCUCAGGCUCGGUUCUGCCAGGAGAACGCCGCCCAGGUUCUAGCAUUGGGAGAGCAGCGCCAUGAGGCCCAGAAGCUGCUGAGCUCCAUCCACACAGCCUUCAGUAAGGCGGAGGAGCUGAGCUUCAUGAAAAACACCAAGCCUGUUAAAAUCCUCACAGACAGGUCUCAGGCAUGUGUGGGAAGCAGUCUGCCUCCUUACAAAGUGGGGAAUCUAAACUCAAAGCUGUUCCUCUCUGAAAUCUCCAAAAGAGAGAAGAGCUUGAAGAGAACGCUAGAAGCUCCCCUCACCCCCCCCUCGACCUUCCUGCAGUCUGUUCCUGCUUAUCCCAGCGGUCAGAGCUCUGCCUCUGGAGCAGAGAAACGGAAACAUUCCACUGCCUUCCCAGAGGGAAAUGGGAACGUCGGAAAAAACACCGCUCUGGGUUUCAAAGACUCCUCCUCCUCUUCCUCAUCUUCUUCUUCAUCGUUAGCUAAGCAGCCCUACCUGGGCUCCGGCUCUGCCUCUGGAGAAGGCCAGUCCACCAAUCAGCAACCUCUCGGCCCCUGUGGUCCACCUCACAUCAGCGAGAGCGGCGGGGCAGGAAGCGGAAGUGGCUCGUUGACCAACCACCACUCUGGCUCCGUGUUUGGCUCCUCACACUUUCCUCCCGGCGGAAGCAGCUCCUCCCACUCCUCCCAGCAGGCAGUGCUGCCUCAGUACGGCGGCCGGAAGAUCCUGGUGUGUACGAUGGAUAACUGCUACUGCUCUGGAGUGCCCUCGGUGUCGGGCCACCGCAGUCAUCCCCCGUACCCGCGCUCGGGCUCUUUCCCCUGGGUCAGCGCCCAAGACUACCCUCCGCCUCCUGGCCUGGCCUCUGGAGGUCCGUCCAUGCAGGGCUUGGCAGUGAGGGACUGGAUAGACGCCUCACAGACACACAGACAUGCAGAUUUUUAUGGGCUGUAUGGGCAGCCAUCUACAAAGCACUACGUCACCAGUUAACAGAGUAGACACACGCACACACACACACACACUUGGAUAUAAAGACAGGCAUCAAGAUAGCACACCUUUACUGACUCCAUUAACCGGAAUAAAAUACAUCAAUACGCUCUGAUAAUGCAGUUAUACUUACAUACAUUUAAAUUAAUGUUUAUACACACACACACACACACACACA